This is a messenger RNA of Danaus plexippus (monarch butterfly), 6648 nucleotides long. It is a transcript of the gene Cep164, whose product is annotated as centrosomal protein of 164 kDa. Bases 127 to 4185 code for a protein of 1352 amino acids. Gene Ontology annotation, molecular function: protein binding. NCBI's taxonomy places the organism in Eukaryota, Metazoa, Arthropoda, Insecta, Lepidoptera, Nymphalidae. The record is from RefSeq and is a predicted model, not a curated record. The transcript is spliced from 22 exons.
UCUUUCGCUGAUAACUUUAAGAUUGAAUUGGAUUUUUUAAUCAUGAAUAUUAAAGAUUUUAGAAAUAAAGAUGCUAUAAUAAUGUGUGGAAAUAAUUUUAAAUGAAGUAGAGAAUGAGACCUAAACAUGACUUCGCCGUCGGCUGUGGUGUGUCGUGAAAUAUUUGAUGAAAAUAGCCAACCAUCAGCCGAAGAAGUCUCAGACUAUGCCUGUCAGCUCGGCAUUGAUCCAGAGAGUGAGAGUCAUCUUCUACCCCUGGCUAGAGAUGGUCUCAUGCAAGCUCUGCCGGCCCCAUGGAAAGCCUAUUUUGAUGAAAAGCUUCAAACUCAUUACUACUACAAUGAAGAAACAAAGAAGACUCAAUGGGAACAUCCUCUUGAUCAUGUUUAUAAAGAAUUGGUGAAGAAAGCCAGGGAUGCCUCUGUGCAAGAUGACACCUGUGCAUCGGUUCAGGAACUUCUCACAUCUGAAGAAAACACCAAAAACCUUGAACGCGUCGAAACCAAAGUGGAGAGCGAAGAUGAAGAUUUAAGCACCGAUAGCGAACAACAUGUGUCUGAUGUCAAGGACAGUGCAAAUCCUGCGGUAAUGUCCGGAAGUAGACGUUUGACUCCUUUGGGAAGGCCACCUCUGGCUCCACUGUCCAGAUUGGAGAAAAAACUGAGUGAUCUGCGAAUAUCGCCUCUAAGACGCAGUGUAGAAAGUCCUUCAUCGCCUAAACCGAGUCUAGUCAGAAAUAUAUCCGAUAGAGAUAUUCUUAGUCGUCCCACGUUUGAGAGGCCUAAAAUGUUGUUCAAACAGCAAUCCGAAAUAAUUGAUUUGAAGAUGCACGUUUUGACUAGUCCGGAGGAAGAAAAUUUUAGUCCACUUUUAUCAUCCACUAAAGUAGACAGAGGGUUACCGUUGACAGGCAAAGGAAACAUGUUCCUCAAGCUGUCUCGUUCGAAUCUUCCCAGUCCAGAUACAGAGAAGUCUCUACAACUAGAUUCAGUGACUAAAAGUGACCCACCGAAGGGUAUUCUGCGAGAGAAAACAUAUGACGCGAUCCAGAAAAAGGCUGAAAUUAUUCUCGGGAGGGCCAAGCAAACUCCGAGUUUUGAAGAAGAUAAGAAAAGUGUUAGGUUCAAACUGGAAAAUCUCCCGGAUCCUACCGUCAGUCCCGGUUCAAACAGCUCCUCGGAACAGAACGACGCUCAGAGUUCAAUACGAGCUGCCUUGCCAUCACCUACGUCGACCCCCAUUAAUCCUAUGCCUUUAUCACCAUUGGUAUCCAGACCCCCAUUACCGCCUAAAUUGGAUAGCCCCAGGGAAAUUAAAAGUAUUUCCGGUUCCGAAAGAGAUUCAAUUGAGAGCGAAAGUUUAAAUCGUGGAACUUCUCCAAGACGUCGCCUUGUGAAACCCUCACCAGCGGAUUAUAUUAAACCUGAAUUGUUCCAGAAGAAUUUCCAAAAAAUUUCAGAUUUAGUCCGAAGAAGCGAUAUUGAACCGACGCCUAUGACUUUGGAAGAACCUUCAUCUGACAAAGAAAUCAGACCGAGAUCACCGUUAAUACCACUAAGGAGCAAGAUAUCAAUAAAUCUGAUGGAAAGCAUCGAAUCUGAAACUUCGAUUGAUUCCCCUGAUAGAGAAUUCGCCAACUUGGAUCUAAACGACUUAGACGACUCAAACGUUAAGGUAACCGAUACAAAAGACUCUGACAAGGAAAACAGUCAAAAAACAGAGGACUCGUCAGAGAAAUCACAAUCUAAAGUGACCGAGUCACUGCCGAAACCACGAGAUCCGAUCCCGCAGAUUAAAGUUCCUAAAUUAGAGCCCAUACAGAAGCAGAAUAAAAUUACUCAUACAGAUUCAGAGGAUUCCAAGAAGAGUACAAACGACGACGAAGCAAAGACUAGCGUCAGAUCAAAUAGUAUAGAAAUACCUAAGGCUAGACCACAGCUAAAACUAUCUCCAACACCAAGCUUGGGAUCGGAUAGGUCGCCUAGACUAGAAUUCGCUAAGAACUGGUCCAGCCCUUUAACGACUUUCAAACCUUUCAAUAAAAAUGUCAUAACGCCAUUGAAAUCAUCAGAUUCUGCGUCCAGUUUGGGCAAAGGCAUAACCAGUCCGAGGUUAGACGGCGUGAUACUAUCUCAAGGGAAAUCGAGCACAGAUAACGUUGUUGUGGUAUACCAGUUCGAAACGCAGGAAGACACACCCAAACCAAUAAAAUCUCCAUUGAUACCGGAUAUGGGGGUCAGGGACAUGCUUGAGAGGAAGCAAGAUGAGCGUAGAAGGUUGGAGUUAGCUCUACAGAAGGAGUUGGAGGUUAUAAGAAUAGAGUUCAGUGCGAAAGAGAAAAGAAUGAGGUCGGAGUUGCAGGAAGAGUUGAAGGAAGCGGAAGAGAAGUUUCUGAACGAAAAAACGAUGAGGUUGAAGGAACAAUCGGAUCGACAUAAGAGGGAAAUGGAUCAGGCCCUCACAGACGCUGAAAGGAAGCAUCAACAAGAGCUUCAGAACAAUUUGAAAGAAAUCGAAAGAAAAUAUAACAACGAUACUGAGACAGCUGCAAAACAAUACGAGAGUGAUAUGGCGAGACUGAGGAGCGAUUACAGUAGGAAGUUCAACGAGUUACGAGAACAAUUAGAAAUAGAAAACGAACGGGCCUUAACUGAAGUGCACAGCCAAUUGCAAGCCAUCUUGAAUAGAGAGAGAUCGAGAAUGAUAGAAGAGAACCGCGCUACCAUUGACACGUUAAGGGAGGAACACACUACACGCGUCACCGACUUGAGACAUGACUAUAGAGCUGAGGUGGAGCGUCUCCGUGCCCAGCACGCGUGUCACUUGGAGGAGCUGCGAGCUCGUCUGGCCGGGGAGAGGGCGUCCUCUAGACGAGAGGACAGGGUCGUCCUUGACAAGUACAAGUGUUUGAAGGAGAAGUACGCGAGAUUGAAACACGAUGUUAAGAUGUCUAUAGAGAGGCGUAACAAGCGUCGCGAGAUGAGUAUGACGACUGGAUCGGAGACUGAGAAGUCAAACUCACACAAAACGAACAACCAGUCCUUGGAAAGAUGUAAGGAGCUGAACGAGACGUCGGUCAGUGUGGUGAUGGAGAGCGAGCCUCCCCGCAGGAACAACAAUCCAACUAUAAAGUUCACGGACGAGACGUCUUACUCCGAGAGCAACGCGCAGAGGUCGCUGGAUAAUAACAACGAAGACUGGAAACACAAAAGGGAUGUUACUCUACAAUCGGAUCCGUCAAAGCUGUCCUCGAAGCCUCGCAAACGAAAUGCAGUGGCUUUCAGAGAACCUCCGAGACGUAGGCGGGACAAAGAUACAGACGCUGGUACUACCGACUGUCAGGAUUCGUCAGACGCGACCACAGCGGACGAGAAGCCCAAGGAGAAUAUAAACGGUCACGGUAGACGUAGGUGUUUCACGAGAUUAAAAUCAGCUUCCACCUCGAGAUUGAAUUAUUCACCGAAACGUGGUGAAGGUUGGUCGAGCCCAUUGGAAUGUCUCCGUCAACAAUUAAGAAAAUUAGACGACUUAGAAGAUCAGUUCCCCGACCUCGCCUGCCAGCCGGCCUACAGUCUGAGAUAUCCCUUCGGAGAGUUAGGUCCCGGUCCUACAGCUGAUACGCCCGAGCUCGAGUUCGUGCGUCACCGUGCGUUAGUGGAGCGUGAGGGCGUGAGGCGAGCGAGGGACGCGCUCCGCAGACGGCGAGCCACUCUCCGCGAGAGAGACAGACUGUCGCCACACAGAGCGCCCUCGGAGGAACGCGAAGCUACAGAGCUCGAGGUAGCGCUGCACCGAGCACGAGCGUUGCUCGGUGAAAAGGAAAUAAGGCUGAGACACAUCGAGCGAGCCUUGCGCAAAUUAGCGGACGCGCAGCCGCCGCUCAUACAGGAGGCUACUACCAGCGAAGCGUCGUCUGGUAGCGAAGCACCUCACGAAGCGGAAGCGGGUAGCGCGGUGCUUCGCUCUCUUCGAGCGCUUCACGCUGACGUCAGAGAUAUAUGGAGGGCGCUGGACGCACGUCGCCCUCACACCGCCUCGCCGGAGACGAGUUCCUGUAACCCCACCACCUCUCACACUAGAUUGACGAUGUCGGCUCCUGAAACCUGCAAGACGAACCCACAGGACUCGGACGCGAUCACAGAGAAGGCUAAAGGAUUGAGAGCGUGGCUUCAGACAGCUCCAUGAUGCAGUCCGGACAGCAUUAUAUAAUAUCGCCCGUUCAUAGUUAUCUUAUUAAUUUCUCUCUGCGUUUUUAUGGUAUAAAUGCAUUAUUCGAAUUAACCACAGACAACAAAUCAUUCCAUAAAGUUUGAGGAAAAAUAACAAAAUGUAUGUUAAUUUUACUUUUAUUUUAUAAGUACAUGUGUGUGAAAGUCCUACCCGCUGUGAAGGGUAAUUUUAAAGAUGACUUUGUUAAUGAAAUUUAUAUCUUCGGUACUUGAUGUGAUUAUGAAGAUUUUGAAUUAAUGUGUUGUGGGAAUAGAAACCAAAUGAUUGUAUCUAGUCAUAAUUUUAGUCGAUAGACUGAUAAUGGAACUUCUAUUCUAGAUAUAUCUAGACACGUGAUUAUCCUAGAUUAAUAUUGUAGUGAUAGUUGGUAUGCCUGUCGCCCACUUCAGACUCGGCGACUUUUCGUAGAGUUCGGUAGCUUGGAUGUAUUACCCCGAAUCUCCUAUUGAUGUAAUGCGAUUAUAUUACAUAAAAAAAUACUUUAGGUUAUUAAAAAUGCACAUAUUUCAUGGAAUAUUUUUAUUCGUCUUAAUCGAUAUUUAAUUUUAAAUUUAUAUCUAUUUUUACAUAAAUUCAAUUAUUUAAAUCAUAUAUUUAAUUAAAUUUAAUUUAGCUGAAGCGUUAACAAAAAACAUAAAAAUAACAAAACAACUUGGUUGUAUAGGAAAAUAUAAAUUUAGUAGAAAAUUUUCUUUGAAAAUUAGUUUUUAGUUAAGCGGCUGAAAAUAAAACACCUUCGUCGAUACUAACCUAUUUUAAAAUUAUUUACUGAAAAAUUUAUUAUAGUCAAUGACUAAGAUAAUAUUUGAAUUUAGAAUCAACAGAGGUACUCGUAAAAUGGUCAAAAUGUUACCUUUAAAGAGCGCGUCACGUCCCGCGUAUGUUGUGAUGUGAUAUGAUAAAACUAUAUAUAUGUACAUACCACCCGGCUGGUUUCUUGAUGUAUUGGUGUAAUAUCUGUGUGUUAUGUAUUAAUUUAAUAUAUUUUUAUUCACACAGUUCCAUACAAUGUCACUGUGACAGUGAAAACGCACGUUAUUUCGGAUCUAGUUAAUAAUUUAUCUUUAUAAUAUUCUCGUCUCGACACUUUGAGUUUAACCUUAAUGUGGACAUCUCGUCUGCCCGUGAUCACGGUCGCUGAAAAGUAACCGAAACGUCGGGAGUAUGCAGUAUGUAGUUUUUUUACAAAAAUAAAGCACACGUAGUAGGUAUAUCCGAAUAUCCGAAAAUAUACUAGUUUCAGUUAAAUGAAUACAACUCGCGAAAGUCUUAGAUCUCAUUAAUGUGGACUGAUUAGGAUCGUUCGGAUUCUAUCGACGAUUUUUCUAUACAAAUAUAGCAAGAUUGUUGUAUGGAAGGAAAGGGAAGUGAACUGUGAUAAUGUGGAGAUUGAAUGUUCGAUUCUGUAGUCAAAUUUGGUCCGUACGUUAACAAAAAACUAUCCGUUAAACAAACGGUCGUGUUUAAUUGAGAAUAAAAAAAAUAUUAAUAGUUAUGAGGUCGAUUUAAACCAAUGGCCUUUUUUUUCUUUGUAUAUUUCUUGGACUUUAAGUCCGUAUCGUCUCGCUUGAAUGUGUCAUUGUUUACAAUGAUAAACACGCACAAAUUUUUAACUCGUAACAUAUAGUAUUUUUGUUGAUAGAAUGAUUCUUAUAUAACCUUAUGGUUUUCGUGUUUUCUCAUAAUGAGGGUAGUUACUCAUUGAAAAUAUAUAUAAUACUAUAGCACAUCUAGUCAAAUGUAUCUCGAGUUAUAUUGAGCUUGACUUAGUUUUAUUCUUAAUUAUAUAAAAAGUUUAAUUGAAAUUUUAUUUACAACAAAAACUAUGUACGUUCAUAAAGAUGUCUAUUAAGUUGUCUAUUCUAGAUAAUAUUAAAUACAAAUAUAUAUAUAUAUAAAUCUAGUAAUUCAAUAUCUGAUGCCAAAUAUAUUCGAAUGCUGUUGAUAUAUAAUCAUGUAAGUUUAAUUAUCUGUGGUUACGUAUUGUAGUGAAUUUAAAAGCAAUCGACGGACGAGCAUUCCAUCUAUCUAUCUAUAUUCGAGUCUUAUUUCAUCAUAAUCUGUCGAUCGAUUUUAAUUCCACUAACCAUAAUAUCUAUAUAAUCAAAUGAACAUACGUAAAUCUUACUUACAAUUAAAGUUCUAUGGUUGUUUCCACUCAGCUGUUACACUACUAUUUUUAAUUAUAUGUAAAUACUUAAUAUACAGUGUGUUUAUAUAUGUCCAUAGUUAAUCCUGAACAGAUUCACAGUAUAACAUAUAGUAAUAUAAAUUUCGAUCUUAGUACAUGCCAAGUGUGAAUACGGGUUUAUUUAUAAGACACUUUUUUUUAUAAUCUGUGCUCUUCGUUCCAGUGUAACAUAAUCCUAAAGAUUGUUAAGUCAACGAUAUUAUUGUGGAAGUAAAACGAUACAUCUC